This is a messenger RNA of Porites lobata, 5109 nucleotides long. Lineage: Eukaryota; Metazoa; Cnidaria; Anthozoa; Scleractinia; Poritidae. The record is from the annotation of a GenBank genome assembly.
AUGCAGGUUGUUCACACUGAGCCUGAAGAGCUGGGGAUGCAUAAGAACUAUCCAAGGGCCAUUGCCAAGGGAGAAGGGAAGAACAGAGCUGAAGUUGACCUUUGUCAAAUUGCAGAUCUCAUUGUAGCCGUUGGACCCAAGUUGAAAGAAGCGUUCUCGUCCAAGUUGCGUUCAUCUCGUCGAGAUAUCCUUCAACUGAUACCAGGUUCCUUCGCAGAGUUUUCAAGCAUUGAACAUGCUGUACAAGAAAGUGUAAAUUUCAAAGUGUUAGCCUUCGGUCGCGGUGAUUUCGAAGACUUUAGUCUUAAAGGAUACGACAUUGCCGCUCAAUCCAUAGUUGAAUUGAAGGACAGUUCCUAUAGUCUUGUUUUCGCUGGUGCGCCCGAUGGAAGGCAGGAUGAAGUCGCAGAAAUCUUACUCCAGACUGGCAUUUCAAAGAACCAGCUGAUUGUCAGAUCAUUUGUGAAAGACAAACAAAGAUUGAGAGAGUUGUUUUGUGAAGUCGAUCUGGCCAUCAUGCCAUCAAGAACUGAGGGGUUUGGUUUGACAGCAUUGGAAGCCAUGUCAGCUGGUCUUCCCAUUCUGGUUAGUGGAAACUCCGGAUUUGGAAAAGCACUGCGUGGUCUUCCAAUGGGUGAAUCAUUUGUGAUCGACUCCGAUGACCCCAAGGAAUGGGCAAAGGAAAUUGCAGCCAUCCGUCAAAAAUCAAGGACACAGCGUCUUGAGGAAAUCCAAAGACUGCGAAGAUGUUAUGAUGAAAGAUUCUCUUGGGAGAGACAGUGCCAGGCCCUUGUUGACAGGAUGUGGACGAUGGUUUAUGGUAAGAAAUCAAAUUCACCGAUAGUAAAGUAACAAUGAUAAUAAUAAUUAGUUCUUGAAAAUGUGAAAAUGCAUAUCUUAUCAAGAUUAUCCUUCAUUUGACCUUCAUCAUUCAUCGCUGUAUGUCCAUGGCUUCUGCAUAAAAUACAUUCGAGAGCAUAAAUACGUUUUUACUACAUUAUAUUUCGUGGUCCAUGUGCAUCGCUGUAGAAAUGUUGUCCUUAACCUUUUUAACCUUAAUGUUAACAUUCACACUCUCCACACUGUUCUCCAUACAUAUCUUGUGUUACUGAUUAGGAGAAUUUGUUUAAUAAUCAAGAUCUUUUUUACCGGCUUACCAAUUCCAUUCUUUAAAACUUUUAUGUAUAAUUUUAUAAAAUGUUGGCUACACUUGAAGGAGUUAACGAUAAAAAAAAAUUAAAAUCUAUAACAUUGCGAUACAUCAAAGUCAUCUGAUUUCUAUUCAUAUGCCGCAGUAAUGGUGGGGUUCUCUUGUAUAUAAAAGAAAAUAACAACAAAAGCCCAGCCAAACUUUUGGCUUAUAACUUAUUACAAAAAAUGAAUGGAGGGCUUUUAAGGUUGGAAUUUUUCUUUUUUUAAGAGUGACAUUUUUUGUUAUAAUCAACACUUUUUGUUUAAUUUACAGGUCUUGAAAAAACCAAAGAAGGUGACGUUCCACCGAACGACUGUGAAAAAGUUGGUGCAGCAGGACCGAAGGCAGGUAAUGUAAUUGUUUGCUUUGUCAAUAAAAGCAAAGACAAAAUUUAUUUUGCAGUAGAGUGCGGUUAUUUUCUUCUGUUGAACAAGGGUGCUUUCGAUUAUUCGGAUGCUUUUAGCUUUUCAAUGUUUAGUGUAGCAUCUCUGAGUAUUUAAAUUGACUGCUAAUUUUAAACUUUAUAGGUGUUGAUAAAACCAAAGAAGAUGACGUUCCACAAAAUGGUUUUGAAAAAGAUGCUGCAACAGGACCGAUGGCAGGUGAAGUCAUUGUUUGCUUUGCCAAUUAAACCAAAGCCAAAAUAUAUUUUUGCAGUAGAGUGAAGUUACUUUGUUCUUUUAAAAUCACAGUAAUUUUUCUGAAAUUGUCGACUGUUGUAAGCUUCAGACCAAUGCACUGUGCUGCACCUGUUUUAUGGAACUCGCUGCCAUUAAGUAAAAGAGCAAGUAGGAGCCUUGCCAUUUUUUAAAAGGAUCUUAAAACAUUUCUUUUUAGGCCGGAGAGCUUAUAAUUUACUAGAAUAACUCUGAAGUUUAGUGGUUAAUUUUGUAUAGAAUUAGACUUUUUAGAUUUUCGCAGAGCAUGGAAUUUUUUUAUUAUUAUUAUUGUUAAUAUUAGCUUUUUAGGAUUUUUUUUAAUUGUAACUUAAUGUGAAGCGCUUUUGAAUAUUUUAUAGUUCUAGUACUAUACAAAUUCUUUAUCAUUAUCAAGAUCAUCAUCUCCUAUAAAACUGGCUUGAAAUAACCUCUACCGUAAAAUUCCGAAAAUAAUCUCCGGAGCUUAUAUUUUUCAAAGGUUCUUUUUGAGGGGCUUAUUUUUGGAGGGGCCUAUAUUCGGAGGGGCUUAUCUACGGAGGGAUAUUUGCGUUUCAAAAUCGAUUAAGCUUCCCUUAUAGAUGGAAGUAAAUUUACCAUUUUUGCUUUGUUUCACUCUGUAUUUGAGGGCAAGUACCAUCCCCCUGGGGGCUUAUAUUUGGAGGGGCGAUUUAACGGAGGGUUUUUAGCGUUACCGGUCUGGGGGGCUUACAUUUGGAGGGGCUUAUACAUAGAGGGGCUUAUUUUCGGAAUUUUACGGUAUCUUAUUUUGUCUUUUUCAUCUUCCGCUUUCAGGUGAACUCAUUUUCCGUGCACUUCAACAAAUCCUGCUGGAAGCACGCAUAGAGUCCAGCAAAACUGAGCUUUCGCAGGCUUUAAAGAGGACUUCGUUGGAAAAAGGUUUUGCGAUAUCUGACAAUCAAGGAGAGGGAAACUGCAUGUUUUUUGCACUUUCAGAGCAGCUUGUCCUCAUCAAAGGAAUUCAAAUCUCCCAUGAUGAGUUACGCCGAACUAUUGUUCAACACCUUCGGGAAAACCCCAGGCUGGUAAGUAUCUUAUUACCUUAUUAGGGUGCACACAUUUACAGUAUACGAGCAUAGCUGUGGCAUUUGCCCGCUACAUUGUUUUAAUUCCUCUUAAAGUUAAAAAAAAAUAAGGCCCUGUCCACACGUAUCCGAAAUACGCAUCCACACGAAGCGUAUUUGAAUCUUUUUCGCCCGUCCACAUAAAAACGCUAAAAUGAUUGAAAUACGAUAGCAGCCAUUUACAGAGCAUGCGCAAUGUUGUAUUCUAAAUCCUCUGUAUUCGUCCAUCCGCACGUCGCUUUCUAAAAUGUCCACUCUUGGGAACAUUUGUGAAACCUGCUUCUUCGGCGCCCGAAAAUGCCGACCACGUGUGGACGGAAGGCUAAAAUGGACAAACAAAUCUGCGAUUUAAAAAAAAUAUACAUCCGGAUACGUGUGGACGGGGCCUCAAAUUCCUACGAUUGGAUAUGACGGCUUUACGGGUAUGAUGCAAAUGAAUCCACCCUUUAUGAGCAAAACAUCAGCUCUGCAUGAGCAUCACGCUUGUUUGUACUUUGCUUCGUCGUUCACUGCACGACUGCGACGCAAAACGUCCGUAUGCGACGUUUUGUGUAGGGCACCGAACCCCCACGGGUAAUUAUUGUUUUCGGGCUGGGAUACAGUCAUUAAGAACCCAAAACUAAGAAAACUCGUCGACUUAUGUUAAAUUAAGCAUUACGAUAAAGUUUGAGAGAACGCAAAUUCUUUUCCCAAGUUACUUUUCGAGUCGGAGACAUAAAUGGAUACGGAGAAAUUUUUUUAUUUCUUUUUGUCGGCUCGAUCGUCAUGCUCAUGUCCUAUUUUAUUUUUUGCGGUAUAUUGCUAAACUUGAAAUGUCGACCAACACCAGUUUUGUGUGAACAGGAUAUGACUACAUACUGGUUUAAAAGUCGCAAUUUCCAAACUCACUUUAUUUUAACAGUAAACAUCCCUUCCCUCCCCUCUCUGUCUCUCUUACAGGUGUAACGGACACCUCCCUAAAACCUCCUAAACCUACUCCACCUCCCUAAAAGUGUUGGUCCCUGCCGUUCUUAACUGUUGUUUUUUUUUUUACAUUUUUAAGGAGAGUAGUAUAGGUCACACAGGUUAGACCCCUUUUGGUAGUCGAAUCUUAUUACUGUGAUGACAUGACAUCUUUAUCUUAGCAAUAAAAUGCGGUGGAAUCUCUUCAGGAUAACUUCACGAGCUAUUUUUAUGUAGUAUUUAGUAUAUCCAAUUAUUCUUAUAUUGAUGAUGUAACUUGUUGGGAUCUUGUCCUUAGUUUCUGAGGAUGAUGUCGUAGAUCAUUCGAAAUUAUGUGCGUCAUGUUUUUAUUUGGUCAUGAAGACACCUCUGAACCAUGACGCCUUCAUUGUCCAUUGCAGACAACUUGAUCUGUGUUCACACUAUACCGUAUAGUUUUUUCGCGGGCACGAGAAUCAUACCGGAUGGGGUAUCAGUUCACAAAUAAGAACGGUGAUUUCGGCGCGAUUUCUGUUCAACGGAGAGAAGCUGUGCCUCGCCGAUCUCUUAAGUUGAGAGUCACAUAUCGGAUAGAUGUUCACACUAUACCGGGUGGCUUUUCGUGUCGUCACCAAAGCUUAUCUGGUAUAGUAUGAUCAUAGCUUUAUUGUUCUGGUUCCGGUUUACUGAUUCUUGGUGCGCAAAGGAGAUAAAGACGUCAUCGACGUUAAUUUAUUUGACUUUAAAAAAAGACGUCUACCUGGCUCGUCCUAUACUACUAAGGUGAACAAAUCUUUGCUUUAAUACUUUAAUAGGGAUACUCCUAAAACAGUGUACACUAUACUAGUGCUGAUACUAGCGUGGUCAGCCUUAGAGAGAACAGACAGCGCGGCUGUCUAAAUAAAAUACCUUCUAAAAAAGCACUGUAACUUUUUCUCUAUUAACUACAGUAGUUGUUUCUUUCUUACAGCCGGAUGGGACAGAACUGUUUCAUUUUGUUGGUGGAUAUCCAUCUUGGGAUGCCUACCUCACAAGUAUGAUGGCAGAUGGUAUAUGGGGUGAUCACGUGAUUCUACACGGCGCGGCAAACUACUUGCAAACGUGCAUCCAUGUGAUCAGCAGUCUUCCGCAUCGCCAUGACGUAAUGAUCUGCCCAGAGUUUGAUGUUAGUGGUGGCAACCGGCUUGUGCUGGGUCAUGUGCACGAGCUUCACUAUGUUAGCCUUAUUCCACAUAACGGAAGUAAAGAUGUCUGA